UUGAAAUAUAAUUUAUAAAAGUUCCGUAUUACUUCUCGGUGACUUUAUCGAUCGUUGAUAACUAGACAAUUUGUAGUACGUUUUUUCGCCGUAGGAGGCGAACAUGUAUUUUUCUUUCUAUCAGUUAUUUCAUCUUCAUCUUCGAUAAACACAACAUAUUCGUAAAAUCAGUCAAACAAGUCGCAGGUAAUAAGUCCCCAUAGAUUUUCAUAUAUAAUUCGAUAAAAUUGUUUUUUAUUAAUUAACAUGUGGAAAUUCGUAACACGGGGCAUUCGUGAAACAUUAGAACGACGAGUAUGUCGUACCGAUAUUUAUUCGCAAAUUAUUCAAGACAACAAUACGAAAAAUGAAAUUAAAAAAAAAUCAUUAUCAUGUAAUCAUAAAUUUGUCGGAGCAAGUUAUUCCGCAUAUAAGAAUGGAUUUUGUGGAUCCACGAGAUCUAAAGGUGCCAAAGAUAAUAAUGAAGGUACUAAAUGGGAUACCAAACAUAAUUGGACCGAAGCAGUUGGCUGGUCUAGUGUAUUGGCAGUUGGUUGGGUAGUGUGCCAGUCUUUGUGUUUUCAUAGAAGAUUCUUUAAUAAAGAUAAAAAUGAAUUAUUAAAUUUUGAAACAUCGCUAUUAUCCCAGGCUCGCAUAUCUUAUCUUCUUAAUGAAAUUUUAAAUCUACAUCCAAAAAAUAUAUUACCCGUUACUAAUUGCAUAAAUGGCACUAAUAAAUAUAUUGGUAAAGAAAAAACUAAAGAGAUUGAAACCAAACAAAAAUUUGAAAAAUCUUUUGGACCUAUCACAGUCGAAGAGGCCUUCAAUGAAGCUGCAGAUGAGUUCAAUAAUGUUCAUAAAUUAGUUAUGGGAGAGCAGGAAUUGCAUUUUGGUUUAAAAGCACUUGAUGAAAAGCGUUACAAUGAUGCUGUGAGGCAUUUUUCAACUGGGAUAAAAUUUUCUUCGGUUGAAAGCAUGUUUAAUCUUGGUCUGUGUUAUGAAUUAGGACUUGGAACAUUGAUAGAUUAUACAAAGGCUGCAAGCUACUAUGAUCAAGCAGCAGAACAGGGUCAUGCUGAUGCAAUGUAUAAUUUAGGAGUAUUUCAUGCUCAAGGAAAAGGUGAUUUUAUUUUAGAUUUGGACACAGCACGUUUAUACUUUAAAAAAGCUGCACAAUUAGGUCAGAUUCAAGCACAACAAGCACUUGACUUAGAAAAUAUUGCAGAACAAUCGACAAGUAAUGAUGACGUUACAAAUGUUUCAAAUGAUAAAUAUUCAUUAAAAAUCAAUAAUUUUCAUUAUGAGAGAUCUAACAAGCUAUUUACAAAAAUAGCAAAUUAUGCUAAUACAUAUAGUAACCAAUCACAUACUGAAUACAAUAAAAAUUCAUCUGAAUGUCAAAGCAUAGACAUAGUUAAAAAUCCUACAGAAAUAUUUUUAGAUUAUUUAGGAUUAACAGAACCGAAUAUAGUUCCUGUUCCAAUUAGUUUAGAUGAGUGUAGAGUACAAUGUUAAGUACUCACAAUACAAAGUUUACAAUAUAAAAUACUUAAGUAAAACGUAAUAUAAUCCUGUAAUAUUAAGACAUGUAUGUUAAAAAGAAAUUAAGUUUUAAAUAUUUCA
Messenger RNA from Vespula pensylvanica (western yellowjacket), 1602 nucleotides. RefSeq lists its product as uncharacterized. The transcript has 4 exons. The record is from RefSeq and is a predicted model, not a curated record. Bases 247 to 1494 code for a protein of 415 amino acids. NCBI's taxonomy places the organism in Eukaryota, Metazoa, Arthropoda, Insecta, Hymenoptera, Vespidae. Gene Ontology annotation, molecular function: protein binding.